Rhagoletis zephyria (snowberry fruit fly) is the source of this 1826-nucleotide messenger RNA. Its product is annotated as extensin-2-like. The record is from RefSeq and is a predicted model, not a curated record. NCBI's taxonomy places the organism in Eukaryota, Metazoa, Arthropoda, Insecta, Diptera, Tephritidae.
UUUCAUUUACGCUGCGCCAGCGGUCGAAUACACUUACACACGAGUUCUUAUACGAGACGUUAAGUGGAUUACGGUAUCAGCUUCAAGAACAAUAAACUUGUAAAGAAUAGCGAGUGGUGAAAAUAAAAACAAAACAUCAAAAAUUGAUGAUUAGGAUAAGAAAAUUAAUCGAUAAAUUCAGUGAUAUAUGUAUAUUUUAGAAUCCGUUUGCAAAUAUUAUUUCUGUAAAAAUGAAAUUCCUUCUGGUUUUUUUGGCGUUGACAGUGGUUGCAUCUCAUGCCCUACCUCAAUAUACCUAUGAUCCAGCAAUAAAAAAACAAGGGUACGAUUAUCCUCCUCCAGAAGUGUCCUUUGACGAGCCGCUACCACCUUCACAACAAUAUGAAGCAAAUUAUAUUCCGCCAAGGAAACCGAAUUCGCCACCACCAAAGUCAGCCGGAUAUGUAUACCCUGUACCAUCGAAAAAAUUCCCUCCGGCUCCUAGUAAUAGUCUUCCGACAAUGAGGACGCACACAUCUUAUCCAACGACGGCAGGAUAUAUCUACACACAUCCUCCAGUUCCUUUUACAACUUCAUCAAAUCGAGGGCCCUCAGUUCCCCUGAAUCAGCUAUCGGCAAUAUCUAGACCAACAGUUCCUUUCAAAGCUCCGUCAAAGUCAACAUCAUCACCAGUGAAUCUAUCUACACCACAUACUACGUCUCCAACUAAGUCAUCUGGCUACUCUUACCUACCACCGAGCGUGUCUUUCUCACUCCCAACAAAGUUGAAAGUUAAAUUGCCUCCUCCGCAAUCUUCACAGCCACUGAAAUUAAAAGAAGCUCCUACAAAAGCUACACCAUCCGCACAUAAUACUAAUGGAUACUCUUAUAAACCCCCCGACGUUCCAUUCAUCGUUUCUUCGAAAACAUUAAGUACUAAUUCAAAACCUCCAAAAAAAUUUGGAUAUUCCUAUACUCCACCACACACUCCUUUUAAUCCAACAACUUCACCCAAAGCGGCGUCAGUAGUUUCACAAUCGCCAACAGAUCCAACAAAAACAUCGGGUUAUUUAUAUAAUGCACCUAGGGUGCCACUUAGUUUGCCUCAACGUUCAAAAGUUGGAUACACCUAUACACCUCCCGCAAUACCGUUUACAGCUCCUGAAAGAACACCAAAAGUAACAAGUUUGCCUAAAUUAGAGCCGGCAGUAACACAAUCACCGACAGAAUCAACCAAAACAGCAAAGCUUAAUGGUUACUUAUAUCCCAAACCUGAAGUGCCCCUUACUUUUCCAACAAGGACUCCAGAAACCGAAAAGCCACUCUCAAAAGUUGGAUACACCUAUACACCUCCCGCAAUACCUUUUACAACUCCUGAAAGAACGUCAAAAGUAACAAAUUUGCCUUAAUUAGAGCCAACAGAAACAUGAUCACUGACAGAUUCAACCAAAACAACUAAGCUUACUGGUUACUUAUAGCCUAAACCCGAAGAGUCGCUUAAUUUUCCAUAAGGACGUCAAAAAAAUAAUACUCCACCAUCAAAUGCGAAUUAUACAUACACGCCAUACAUCAAUUGUCGAGAGAUUCAGUCAACCCAUCUAAAUGUGGUGGGUAUCUUUAUCCUACAGCAGAAGUGAUGUGCGUACACGCAUUUCACGAAUUAAUCCUCCACUGUCAAAUACGCGGCUUAUUAUUUUCCACCACAUCUACAGCUAUCCACUCUAAACCAGCAGCAAGGCCCUAAGAAUGAAGAAAUUCCUAAUGAACUAGUAUUAAUGAUGUCUUAUUCUUACACUAUUUUAAGGUCGAAAUUCCUCAUUAAUAAAUUAUAAAUUUCAAUCACUGUA